Asterias rubens (European starfish) is the source of this 2553-nucleotide messenger RNA. Its product is annotated as protein FAM161B-like. The transcript has 3 exons. Gene Ontology annotation, cellular component: cilium. The coding region runs from base 2 to 2467 and encodes 821 amino acids. Gene Ontology annotation, biological process: cilium organization. Lineage: Eukaryota; Metazoa; Echinodermata; Asteroidea; Forcipulatida; Asteriidae. The record is from RefSeq and is a predicted model, not a curated record.
CAUGGCAACUGGUGUUGCAGGGCACGCUUUGUCAUCAGUGACAAAUUCUUGUGUAAAAUUACCAAGAAAUCCCAAAAGCAGACUUGCUGCUACUUUCACCGAAAGAGGGGGAUCGUUUAAGCCGACUGGUUCAAAGCAGGUGAAUGGCCGAAGCAGUAAACCGAGGAACACCGCUCCCGAUUAUGGGGCAUAUGACGACAGUGGAAAUGAAUACGAAGGUGAAGGGACAGGCUUUGUUGACAGCCGCGUUGUCGACAUGGUCGACAGAGUUGGUGCUGUUGAACAUCAAAGUGGUAGUCAGUUUUCUGCACCAACUGAUGAAAUGUUCGAGAAUAUCAGAAACAACAUCGAUACUCUUACUGAUGAGGAGUUUUACAGGAACUUGGUUGACAUGAAAAACGAACACAGGAAAACACUAUCAAGAUUGGAGGAUCUGUAUGACCAGCAAUUGUCACUAAACGAAAAUGAAAAUGAAUAUUUGUUAAGGACGGCUAUGACACAGGAGGAGCCACCAUUUACCAAGUCUGGUCCUGUUUAUAUUGGUGACCAUAAGCUACGCCACAUAGAUGAUGAAAUAGAACAGUUUGCAAAAAGUCAUGACUGGUCUACAAAGAAAGACAAUGUUAAAGACAUGUCAGCAAAGCCUCCCAUUGGCCGACCCAAAACAGCAUGGGCAGGUAAAGCCAGACGUAGUCUACGCCGCAGUGUGCCUUCAGAGUCUUGGAAUGACAUUACCUGGACAAGUGAAAGUGGUCACGAUACUAGUGGAUCAGAGUUGGAAAUGACAACAAGUACUCGUAGGUCCCGUUUGUCUGACUCGUCCUACUCUGCAAAUCAAGACAUGGUUGGGAAGAUGUGGGACGACUUUUCGGUGGAUGAGUAUGCCCCUCGAUCUCGAUCAAGAAGCAACUCAAGAGCGUCAUCAGUCAAAAGUACUGGAAGCAUAAAGAAUAAAGAAUGGUCUCCUAAGAUUACCAUCCCAAAGCCUUUCAAGAUGACACAACGAGAUGCAUCAAAGGAGAGAACCAAAUCCAAGGCCUGUUUAGAGUUGGAGCAUGAUCUUGCUGAGAAGGAGAAGGCUGUGGAAGCCGAGUGUCAAAAGCAGUUCAAGGCAACUCCAGCACCAGCGCACACCUUCAUGCCACUCUUUGAUGAGAUCAGAGAAAGGGAAAUUGAACGAAGCAGGAUGAACCAAGAGAACAGUAAAACAGUUCUACAGUCGCAGCAGAAGCCAUUCAAAUUCAUGAAACGCGAAGAGGAAAAAAAGAAACACCACAGGUCAAAAUCUCUGCCGCUAGCAGCAGCAGCCAAAGUGAAGAAGCCAAAGUUCAAGGCGAGAGAUGUCCCAAAGUCUGUAUUCGACCCGACUGUCAAUGACAGAAUGCUUGAGGAAGAAGAGUAUCGUAAAAUCAGAAUCAAGAUGCGAUCAGAGGAGAUGCUUCGCCAGUCUGCAUUACCUCCCAACAUGCAACUUCGGGGAAAAGAGUAUACAGAUGGUAAAAUGAGGCUGAAACUGUACAAGAACAGAGAGAAGAAAGCUUUCAUGACUACCGAGCACAAGUUUCGACCUCAGGUCAAUGGUGAUGUGCCCGACUAUGACCAACUGUACCGGCAAUUCCAAAGUGACGUCCAAAUGAAGAAGAGGGAGAAGGAGCCAACUGUGGUACAGCCUUUUAAUCUCCGCACAUCCCGCAUUCCAGCUAAGAUUGAUAAGAUCAGGGAGGAGUUGAAGAGGGAAGAAGAUGAUCGAAAGGAGAAGCUUCGGGGAUCAACCUCAAGAUCUCUAAGUCUGCGCAGCUCCCUUAAUAUCUCCGAGGACGCCAUCCCAGCAAAGACGACAACGGCCUCCAAAUUGAGGAUGAGUGUAACGGAAAAGAGUCUCAAAGCGAAAGCAGAGAAGGAGAGGGAAGCCAUUGAGAAGGAGAGACAGAAGAGAAUCAAAGAGCGGAAGCUGAAGCAGUUUGUCUCCAAGAAGGCCUUGGCCAAUGACUAUUCUGAGAGUCUGUCUGCCAGCAGUAAAACCAAGCUUCAUAAUUACAUCCAAGCAGGCCGUUCGAGACAAGAGGAAUAUGAUCAAGAGUUGAAGGAGAUGAUAGCAAGGGUGGAUUCUAGACCUCUACUCUUUGAGAGACAAUCACAGGUUGGCGCUAAGAAAACUGCUGAGCGAAAAUACCAACAGGCACUAAAAGAUGCAGGGCUGGAUGAGGAGUUUCUGGUACGCAAAGGCCGGGGUAGUACUCAAGCAUCCACCUCCUUGUACAACGACCCUGAAGAUAGCGACGACGACGAUAGUUAUCAGUAUGGUAAACAAGGUGACAGUAGGGAUUUCUCUGUGGGUAGUGGGGUUAGAUCAACACGGGGUGAUCCUAGUUACAACGAUGACUUUGAGGAUAGCCGUGAUGAUGACAAUAGAUCCGUCAGCUCUAUACAUACUGAGGAAGCUGACGAGACUUAUGUUGUAGAGUAAUAACUCAAUGGUGACAUUGAGCAUCAGGGUAUGCAAAACACCAAUUUCAAAGAGCUGCUAGGCAUGAAACUUUCUUUCUUGAUAAA